GUCUGAGGACGGAGAGGAGGAGAGUGAGUGAGUGAGAGAGAGAGAGAGAUGGCGGCGAUGCUGUGGUGCGGCGCGAUGACACGACGGAUCAUGAUGACGCAGCGGACAUCUGCGGCAUUGACUUGUACGGCGAAGUAUUCUUCUUUAUCUCCGGCGUCUGCAGCUCCGGCGGCAUCUGAAAUGGAUUUGUGCGGGAGAGGAGAUAAGAAGACGAAGAAAGGGAAAAGAUUCAAAGGAUCGUACGGGAAUUCGAGAGGGAAGAAGCAGAAGAUGAUUGAGCGAAUCAAAGACAAGCUCGAGGUUCCCAGGUCUACUCCUUGGCCUCUCCCUUUCAAGCUCAUCUGAAUCUUUUCUCUUGUUAGGGUUUUUUUAUUUUUUUCUUUCUUGUUUGCCAACAAAAAUGUCGCCUUUAAUGGUGUUUUUAAAAAUUUAAAACUGUUUGUAUACUUCUCAAUCAUGAAUCAAUGAGUAUAAACUCGUCUCUGUUUUUUUCUGUUUCAA
Capsella rubella is the source of this 501-nucleotide messenger RNA. Its product is annotated as 30S ribosomal protein S31, mitochondrial. Bases 49 to 345 code for a protein of 98 amino acids. Lineage: Eukaryota; Viridiplantae; Streptophyta; Magnoliopsida; Brassicales; Brassicaceae. Gene Ontology annotation, biological process: plastid translation. The record is from RefSeq and is a predicted model, not a curated record. Gene Ontology annotation, cellular component: ribosome; plastid. The transcript has a single exon.